UCAUAUUCUCCAAUUCAAACUGACGUUACAAUCGAAGUUGCAGCUGAUGCUUCUUCACCCGACCUUAUGGCUUCGGAAAGCAUUAGUACCAAAAUAGCCUCAGUAGGAAGGGAAUUAUAUGAGAAAGUGUCAACUAUGCCACCUUAUAAAGGUGCUAUUGUCGGUAUGGUUGCAGCACCAGUCCUUAUUCCACCCGUGGUAGCUGCAGCUGGAUUUACAACUGCAGGAAUUACCGCUGGCUCGUGGGCAGCAACUAUCAUGGCUUCUUACGCCGGAUAUGUGCCAGCUGGAAGCGCUUGCGCUGUAUUGCAGAGCAUUGGCGCUGCAGGACUCGGCACAACAGGGACGGCGAUGGGUGGAGCUGUUGGACAU
This is a messenger RNA of Paraglomus occultum, 372 nucleotides long. The record is from the annotation of a GenBank genome assembly. Lineage: Eukaryota; Fungi; Glomeromycota; Glomeromycetes; Paraglomerales; Paraglomeraceae.